CACGUAUUGACGUUUGCUGCAUUGACCAUACAAACGCCGACAGGUCAAACACAAAAAACCUAUAGACAACUCAAGAAACCACGUCAAUUAAGCACAUAUGUAACUAGUUAAAGCUUAUUUAAGUGUAAAACGAUGGUUCGGAAUAGGAAAACCGUUCAUAUACAGCAUACACAUCGUGGUAACGGGACUAGUAGUAGUUCCGCAAGCAGUGACAAUGGUACUGGCAGCCGCACACUAAAAGUUCUCUCAGGAUGGAAAACUGUGAUAGGAUCCGUGUGUUUAACUGUUGCUGUGUACGUUGGGACCUUAGGGUACUUGGAAACCAGGGUGAACACCCCUUUCAGCGAUGAAAAGAUAGUAUCAGAGACAGGUCUGGCUGUCCCGAGCCGGUAUUGGGGCACGUACCGGCCUGGAGUGUACCUGGGUAUGAAGAGCCGAGAGCCCCGCUCCCCCGUCUUUGGGCUCAUGUGGUAUGACUUGACCAGCGUGGCGCAGAAGGGCAUCAGACAUUGGUGCGACCAGGGCGAUAACCUCCCCUCCUACGGCUGGCUGCAGCAUGACGGGGAACAGUGGGGGGAGCAACGCAUCCUGGAUCCCCCCCACGAGAUCUACACAUCCUUCAUCAAGACACCGGGGGGCGAGCAUGGCGGACAUUGGACUGUCCGCAUCAACGUCACUGCUAAGAACAACGUGUACGCCCCGUACGUGCUGGUGUGGUACGGAGCCCUGGACGAGGCGCUGGGGGCGCCGCUCUCCCGCCUCUGGCUGGAGGGCGGCGCCCUGCACGGCCACACGCCGCAGCUGCACAACUUCCGGGUCACCCUGGUGCCGCUGACGGGGAAGGUCCUCCACACAUCGUUCUCCGAAGGCCACGCACCAGGGCUGCAUCUUCUGAAGGAGAAGUUCUAUUCCCUUCUCAAAGCUGAGCCACACCCUACUUUCGGUAGAAUAGCCGUACUUAGCCCUGACGAGGAAUUGAGAAACAAGGAGGCAGAAGUAAACUUCGUACCGAUCCAGAUGAUAGUGGAGCCCCCGUUCGUGAUGGAUGUGGUGUUCACUAUAGAGGACCUUCCCACCCCGCCUCUGAAGGGGGAGGAAUAUACCAGGGUGUUAGAAGAUAAGAGGAGGCUCUUCAACGACGAGUUUGAGAGGAAGUUCGGAUUGAGGCAGAAAAACUAUUCGGACCAGGAUAUCAGCAUAGCACAGGCGGCUCUGUCGAACAUGAUCGGUGGCAUCGGGUACUUCUACGGCGCGGGCCGCGUCCGAUCACAAUAUACUAGAGAACCGGUGCCUUAUUGGAGGGCGCCACUAUAUACCGCUGUACCUAGCAGAUCUUUCUUCCCCCGCGGGUUCCUCUGGGACGAGGGUUUCCACGGGCUCCUCAUCCAGCGCUGGUCUCCAGAGAUCCAGAUGGACAUAGCGGCCCACUGGCUGGACCUCAUCAACGUUGAGGGCUGGAUCCCCAGGGAACAGAUACUUGGAACGGAGGCCCUAGCGAGGGUCCCUAAAGAGUUCGUUGUGCAAAGUAACGCGGCAGCCAACCCCCCCAUGCUACUCUUAACUAUAGCCCAUCUCGUCAAAACGCAACCCCAACUCUUCCAACCACACUGGCCUUUGAGAAGGACGUUGGAUCGAAUGUUCACGAGACUACAGAGCUGGUACCAGUGGUUCCAGUCGUCGCAGAAAGGAGAAGAACCCACCACCUAUCGCUGGCGAGGCCGGGAGGACGACGGGCUGCAACUCAACCCGAAGACAUUGACUUCGGGCUUGGAUGACUAUCCGAGAGCGUCACACCCGUCAAGUAUAGAGCGUCACGUAGACCUGCGCUGCUGGAUGUACGCGGCCGCCGACGCUAUGGCGACCAUAGCUGACGUGCUACAGAGAGAUACCACCAGAUUUGAAGCGACCCGCGACCAGUUGGGCGACGAAGAGUUGCUGAACCAGCUGCACUGGUCGCCGCACACACACACUUAUGCUGACUACGGUUUGCACACGGACGGCGUCCGGCUGGUCCGGCAGCCGGCCAAGCGUCCGGGGGAGACCGCUAAAGUGGUCCGGAGCGUCACCGUACCGGCGGAGCCUAAACUGGUCACUUCCGCUUUUGGCUACGUGUCCCUCUUCCCCAUGCUGCUAAAAGUACUGAAACCCGACAGCGAGAAUCUAGGCAAGAUACUUCGAGACCUCGACAAACCGGACCUGCUGUGGUCCAAAUAUGGACUCAGAUCACUUUCAAAAUCAUCACCACUUUACAUGAAACGGAACACAGAACAUGAUCCGCCAUAUUGGCGCGGUCAGGUGUGGAUCAACGUCAACUAUCUCGCUCUGGCGGCCUUGAAGCACUACUCUAGAGAGGGACCGCACGCUGUGCGAGCGGGACAGCUGCACGACAGACUGAGAGAGAACAUCGUUCGAAACAUUCUGGGCGAGUACCGGCGCACGGGGUACUUCUGGGAGCACUACUCGGAUGUGGACGGCGCCGGCGCCGGCUGCCGGCCCUUCACCGGCUGGACCGCCCUACUACCGCUCAUCAUGGCCGGAGAAUAUUAACCUCUAGCCGCCCAGACACCUAUAAAAAGGUCUCCUGUUCCAUUCUAAUUUGAACUAUGUGUUGACAAAAUAAAAUUUCAUUUUGCUUGGCAAGGUUUGACGCAUGGGCUAGUGGUUAAAUAUAACAUACAAAUUGAUUUAUUGACCCAGAAAAAAACCAACGUAACAAUAACAGCAUAGGUACCUUUACAUCCACAGCGCAGGCUUCGUCAUACAGAUAGCCCAUCCACCUCAGGUUUCGUCAAAUAAAAUAUUAAAUAUUGUUUUCACCACACCAGCUCGGAAAGGCUUACUUUGCACUUCGAAAACGAAUAGCAAAGUUGCAUUUUAUCCACAUGUGAGGCAAAGUAAUCAAAUGCAAAUUUUGAGUUGUUUUCUUAUGUUUUUUGGUAGAAUUGACUUUUAAGUGAUGAUUUUGGAAGAUAAAUAUUUAAUAACAUUCAUUUGGAUUUGAUUUGGUUUGAUUUUGUUUGAUAUUUUACAUUUAAUAUUUGCUUCGGGUUGGUGUGGUGAAAAAUUGUGUGUUUCACUCGGGGGCAAAUUUUGUUUAACCCUCGUGCUUUGAAACCCUCGCAACGCUCAAGAUUCCAUUUUUCGAACCACUCGCUACGCUCGUGGUUCAAUUUUGGAAUCUUUCGCUUGGUCGGGUAUCAAUAUUAGCACGAGCGGUUAAACAACAACUUUGCCCCCGAGUGAAACAAAUAACUAUUAAAUCCUCCUGCUAGUCGUAAUUUGUUGAGUAAUACACUUUCCGUUAGUCGCGACAUGCGUGACAUCUAGUGUCGAGUAUAGUGUAAAUCUUUUGAACUGAGCUAGUUUACUCAAAGAGUCUCAAGAAUACAAUACCAUUGAGAGGUAAACCACAAAUCAAAAUAACUACCUCGUAGUAAAAGCAGAUUAUAACCGCUUUGAAAUGUAGUAUAGAUUAACGACUCUAUUUCUUUAACAAUAGACUACAAAAUACACUAACUAAAAAUUGUAUAUGAUAGUAUCUUUUUAGACCAUUUUAACCCCAUUCAACAAGGAAUAAGGUUAAAAAUUCAAUGUACAUGCAAUGUACUUCUAACUUAUUUUGAAAGUAAACUGGUUGGCGCCUACGAGAACAAAAACAGAUAAUAGGAUUGUAAUUUUUUUUUUUUAUUAUUAUUAAUGGGCUUACUCAUGGCCACAGACUAGCCGAGGCAAUAAAACAAUGCUAUUGUUAGUCAGGUAAGUGAACAAGCUCAGUUCAAAAAAUGUUUACUAUAGCAGUACUGAUAAUUCCGUUACUUGACGCUAGAUGUCGCGUCGACUACGAAAAUAAUAGUCGUUUUGGUAACAAUACUAACGUAAUAGUAGAGAUGCAACGGAUAGUUGUUUGGCCGGAUACCGGAUAGUAACCGGAUAUCCGGUGCAUCUCUAGUAUAUACUAUAGAUGAUCCGGUGCAUCUCUAUAGUGCUCACUCCGUACAUCAGAUUCCUUACUUAAUAAAUAAUAAGUUGCAUGGGAGGUAUAGUAAACGCCUGCGGCUGUCGUGAAUUAACACCCCCGUUUCCAAUAUUUCACUUACCGUCGUUGCACAAUGUACUAUAAUUUUCGACUGCUUUUAAAUAUAUCGGUAUCAAGCAUUUACAAGUCACGAACACUACGCCAAAAAGCCGCUCCCAUACAAUUUUAAAAUGAAAUUCGUUUGUGUGGCGGCGGCUAAGUUCGUUUGACUCUGGACAAAUAUACAGGGUGUUUGCCAAAUUAAAACGGCAGAAAGGUUUUCCUAUCUGCUCAUGUCUACAAAAAAAAAUUGGCCAUGUUUUUUUUACUACUGCUCAAGUAGAAAUUUGAAAUUUACGAAAAACUGCCAUAGAACUGAAAAAAAAAUGUGCGCAAAAUUAAAAAUUUCUACGCCUGGGAAAAUAGCAAAAGACUCAACCUAUUUGCCGUUUUAAUUUGGCAAACGAUGUACCAAACACCCUGUAUUACAGAAAUAAUGUAAUCUUUUUUUAAGCCGACAAUGUUUUUAGCUUGUAAGUAUUUAGUGAUAUCUGUAUAUAUAGUGACGGUGAAAAUAAUGACACUAGAAGGAUCUGAGGGCCUACCACGAACCACGUUCACCGUGUUACCUCCCUGUCACACUUACGUACGAAUUUACAAGUGUGACAGAGAAGCAACACGUUGAACGUAUUUCGCGGUAGGCCCUCUGUAGCAAGGGCAUCCAAUAUCGGACGAUAUUCAGCGCCUCUACCGCGAAAACCGAAAUUCGCAAAUUGCGGGGAUCUUUCUCUUUUACUCUCAUGAAUACGUAAUUAGAGUGACAGAGCAAAACCGGGCAAGUGCGAGUCGGACUCGCGCACGAAGGGUUCCGUACCAUAAAGCAAAAAAAAAACGGAAAAAAAUGCAAAAAGAAAACGGUUACCCAUCCAAGUACUGACCACGCUCGACGUUGCUUAACUUUGGUCAAAAAUCACGUUUGCUGUAUGGGAGCCCCACUUAAGGUGGUUCGCCUAGGUUACUCAAAACUUAACUCUCGCUAGAUGGUACCACUUUUGCAAAAUUUCAGAUUAUAUUUUUUUGUGAAUUGGUCUUGGUAUUUGUAGACUUAAAAGUAUGUUUCGCGCACUCUUUAAGUAAAUAUUGAACUAUUAAACUAAACAUUGAAUACUUCAUUGUGCAAAAACCACCUUUUUAAUUCGACGGAGUGUUGCUGUCACGCUUGUUCCUACUAUAACUCACACAUGCAAACAGUGUUUUCGUGAUCCUUGUAGUAGACAAUUUCACACAACGUAAGUAUGUUGCAAUAGCGUAACGGUAUGUUCGUGGAAAUACGUGCAAGAGGAUUGGGGUUCAAGACUGGUGCGAGUAGGUAAUUUCUUUUUGUUUCUCCUUUGUGUUAUCUUACCUUUAAACGAGCAAUUAUUAGAUAUAUAAUUAUUUAUUUGUAUAUUUGGAUGGUAUCAGAAACGGCUCUAACGAUUUCGAUGAAA
Messenger RNA from Cydia fagiglandana, 5505 nucleotides. RefSeq names its product mannosyl-oligosaccharide glucosidase (gene GCS1). Gene Ontology annotation, molecular function: Glc3Man9GlcNAc2 oligosaccharide glucosidase activity. Bases 133 to 2547 code for a protein of 804 amino acids. The record is from RefSeq and is a predicted model, not a curated record. Lineage: Eukaryota; Metazoa; Arthropoda; Insecta; Lepidoptera; Tortricidae. The transcript is spliced from 16 exons. Gene Ontology annotation, cellular component: endoplasmic reticulum membrane. Gene Ontology annotation, biological process: protein N-linked glycosylation; oligosaccharide metabolic process.